Aspergillus puulaauensis is the source of this 1380-nucleotide messenger RNA. RefSeq lists its product as uncharacterized. Gene Ontology annotation, cellular component: membrane. Gene Ontology annotation, biological process: metal ion transport; transmembrane transport. Lineage: Eukaryota; Fungi; Ascomycota; Eurotiomycetes; Eurotiales; Aspergillaceae. Gene Ontology annotation, molecular function: metal ion transmembrane transporter activity. Bases 1 to 1380 code for a protein of 459 amino acids. The record is from RefSeq and is a predicted model, not a curated record. The transcript is spliced from 6 exons.
AUGAUGUCAGUUCUUUCUCCUUCGCAUCCGACUUUCUCCGACCAAAGUGUCACUUACUACGAUGGAAUACGAGCAUAUCUACGCUCUCCGGCCUUCACUUCUGACCCAGAAAAAUGCAAUAUCUACGUAUUUGACAAUACAUCCAAUGGCCUGGCCCAUACAUUCACCAGCAGCGAGAGAUUCGAAUCCCACAUUGCAGACACACAGAAGCCUAGUGGUCGGAUAGUUUCAAUAUGCUCUCCGAACUCGAUGCGGCCAUUGGGCAUUACUGAGCAGGCCUGGAGCAAGCUCAUGAACGAGUACAACGUGGAUGCCUCCUUCUCUGACCUCGCUGUUUCGUUUGGGGAUAAGCCACGGAGCUCUGAUGCCGGCCUUGGGGCAUUCACCGUGCGGCAGAGGGCAAAUGGCGCGUAUGACAUGCACUACCUCCUCACAUAUGCCGAAGAUGACACCAGAGGAGGCAUAUCGUCAUGGAAAAUCCGCCAGGCUUGUGUUUUCCAUCACUAUGACCCGUCAGGAUGCGGAAACCUUUUCAUCUUACUUCACGCAAAUCCGCAAUCGCCGCUGCAUAGACGCAUAGAACAUACUAUUGCGACAAACUCGGGCGCCCUGUUCGGAGCGUGGUUUUCCAUGCAUCUGCUGGUUCUGUCUACCUACCUAGGCGGUUGGCGCUGGUACAUUCGGAAUCUAGGCGACGAGAUCGAGAAGACUGUGGACAUAGCACUUACUCUGGAUUUCUCGAAACCUCGCUCAGGGGACCACAAGGGUGGUCUUGUCCAUCUUCUCAAGCAACAAUACCUGGGAGAUCGGAUCCUUCCAUUGGCCUCUAGACUGCGCACUGCGCUGGUGACGCUGCACCGGCUGGAAAAUAUGAACUCACUCUUCCGUCCGAAGACAUCCGCCGAUGAUGGAUUCCAGACUGUAGUGGACAGUCUGGCGUAUCACGUAACGACUCUAGAAGGGCAUUUGGAAAGCAUCAACGUGCUAGAACGAAAGAUUCGAGGGAUAUCUGAUCUGCUGGCGGUUGCGCUGACAGUGGACAACCAAACCGUGACCAUAGACAUCAACAACAAAAUGUUGGAUCUGAAUAACAAGCUCCUCAAACUCACAGAUGAGUCUUUAGAUGGGAAUACCACUGUUCGGAUUGUGACUCUGGUCACUUUGAUAUACCUCCCAGCCAGUUUUGUCUCUACCCUCCUUGGAAUGAACCUCUUUGAUUAUGGCAAGACCGGCGAUUUCGAGAUAUCACAUCAGUUUUGGAUCUUUGUUGUGAUUGCAGUGUCUUUGACCGCGCUGACUGUGGGAUCCUGGUAUUGGUUCAGUCGACGGCAACAACAAUUAAAAGAAAAAAGUCGAGCGAUAGAGCUUGGGGAAUUAUGA